UCUGGUCACUGCGAAGGGGGCUGGGAACGGGUUCUACCCGGAUCGGCCAUGAGCAAGCGGAACCAGGUGUCGUACGUUAGGCCCGCCGAGCCCGCGUUCUUGUCCCGCUUUAAGGAGCGAGUCGGGUACAGGGAAGGGCCCACCGUAGAGACCAAGAGAAUCCAGCCUCAGCUCCCAGAUGAAGAUGCUGAUCACAGUGACAAAGAAGAUGAAAAGCCCCAAGUGGUGGUUUUAAAAAAGGGAGACCUGACAGCAGAGGAAGUCAUGAAAAUUAAAGCAGAAAUAAAGGCUGCAAAAACAGAUGAAGAACCAGCUUCAGCUGAUGGAAGAAUCAUCUAUCGAAAACCAGUCAAGCGUCCCUCAAGUGAAAAAUAUUCAGGUUUAACAGCAAGCUCAAAAAAGAAGAUGACAAAUGAAGAUAAAGUAAAUAAGCAGGACUCAGUAAAAAAGAACUCACAGAAACAAAUCAAAAACACCAGCCUCCUUUCUUUUGACAAUGAAGAGGAAAAUGAGUAAGUGUAAGCCUUUUGGACUUAAGUCUUCUUUGAAAGUAUAUGAGGUAUUUUUUAAGAAAUAUUUUUUCCUAUGUCUUUUAAAAUAACAUUUUUUCCUGUUAUACUAUAAGUUCGUUAUAGGAAAUUUAUAAAAUACAGAAAAAAAUUUAAUAAAACAAAAUCUGUGUCUAUCCAUCAAUACUUCUUUGACUGGAAAUGCCAACUUUAUAGGCAUUAACAUUAUUACUUGCUAUAUGUAUAUAUUUAUAUAUGUAAAUUAUAUUCUAUAAACAAAAUUGAGAUUGUAUUAUAUGUGUUUUCUCUCCUCCUGUCUGUUGACAUUACAUUGUGAGCAUUUUUCCAGGUCAUCAAACUUCAUAAAUCUGAUAAUUAAUAUCUAAGAUGAAUUUCAUAAUUAAAUGGAUUUCCCUUAUUGUAUCUUCCUCAUUAGCAGAACACUUUGAGUGAGGGAGAUGAUAAUGCACCGAGUUAAAAAUACUUCCUCAGCUGGGUGCCAGGAGCUCACACCUAGCAACUCAGGUCUGAGACAGGAAGAUUGCAAGUUCAAGACCAGCCUCAGCAACUUAGGGAGGUCCUAAGUAACUUAGCGAGGACCUGUCUCAAAAUAAAAAGAUCUGGAUAUUGGAUAUGUAGCUGGGUUCAAUCCCUGGUACCAAACAAAACAAAACAUCAGCUCCUGCUAAGGGUGGCCAUGUGACUCUGCUCUGGCAAGUUAAGAGAUGCAAGUGGAAACCUUCUUAAUAAAGAUGCUGGGUGUUUUGAUACAAAAGAACAGACUUGACAAGUACAGGCCUUUGCCCUUAUCUCUUCCUGCUGCUUGGAGGACAUGAAAUCUAUGAGUACCAGAGCUGGAAUUUUUUGGCACAAGGAAGGUAGCCACUUUCUUUGAAUAUUAAAGUGGAAAACUGAAGGAGCUUGGAUCUUGAUGGUAUGCACUAGACUUGGACUGCUGGCCUCCGAACUUCAUGAUACAUGAGAAGAGUAAACACUGUGCUGAUUUAAGCCUUUGUCAGGUUUCUCUUAAAGGUUUCUGCAAUCAAAUGCUGUCCCUAAGCAAUACAGUAAAUAACUGGUUAAACAUGAGUGUAUUUCUGAUGAUUUUUUUGGAAUGAAUUGCUGAAAGCAUUUUUUAAAAAAUUUUCUUUAUAUUUAUUAAGGGAUAAAAGUAUUUGAAUAUUUUUAAAACUAUUGAUGUUUACUUUCAAAUUGCUUUUUAAAUAAAAUUUUUUUACCAUUUUAUUCAUUUACCAAACAUAAGAGGUCACUUGACCUCAUCCACAAUAACAGUGCACAAGCUUUGAGUUGACACCAGGCUUUAUUUUUUAUUUUUUUAUUUUUUUGUCAACUUGAUGUUUUCAAAUGGUAUUUAAUAGGUUAAGUUUAAUUGGCAUUUUCUUUGAUCUACCAGUGAUGCUAAACUUUAAGAUGUUAACUUCCCUUCGUUAUUUCUGGAAUUAGCUUUUUGUCCAUUUCCAUAAGUUUAGUCAUGUUUUUCUUAUUAAUUUGUAAAUUGUGUAAUUCAUGAACCUUUUGUUCUGUCUCAGAUAGAAUCACCUCACCAGGCACAAUCCCACUGACUCAGGAGGCUAAGGCAGGAGGAUCACAAGUUCAAGACCAGCCUCAGCAACUUAACGAGACCCUGUCUCAAAAUGAAAAGUAAAAGGGCUGGUGGUAAAGCUCCAUGGUAGAACACCCUGGGUUCAGUCCCCAGUAUCAAAAAAUAAUCACCUGUAUUCUCUUGUUGUUUUCAUUUUUUACAUUUUGAACUUUAUCCCACCUGGAAUCAAAACAGGUAUACUUUUUUUUCCUUUCCAAUAAUCAAUAAUUUUAGACCCAUGCCUGCUUCUCAUAUUUGAAAGGCCAUCUGAAUAAGAGGUGUUUCCAAGUGUUGGGACAGGGAAGGAAGAGAAGCACUGUAGAGCCUACAGCUUUCCAGGUAAUUCCUCAAGAACCUGCUUAAUCCUAAUAAUUUUUCUCAUUAGUAAAAGUCACCCAAAACUAGGGGCUUAAAACCCCAUCUUCACCAGCCACAUCCAUCUGAAAUUAGGAAUUUCAGAGCAUCUUGUCAUGAAUCUGGUGCCAUAUCUGUCUCCUCCAGUUUAAGUAUCUAAGGACUACGUACAAGCAGGGAGGAGAGACCAUCACAGUUGAUGCUCGUGGGUGGGAUUGGGAGCCCUGAAAUAGGCUUGCUCUGAAUCAUUCAACUAGUCCUGAAGCCAGUGUGCGGUAUUCUCUUUGAUGCGUACUUGUUAUGUAAGCCAUGGUGUUGUUUUUGUCUUUCCUCUUUCUAAUUUGUAUUAUUGCUCUAUUCUUGUACCAUAACUACACUGGUGUAAUUACUGUACAUUUUAAUAUGUCUUAGUGCCUGGAGGUGGGAAUCUUCAAGGCAAGAACUUGUCCUCAUCAUCACUGUAUCCUCAGUACCCAGAACAAUACCUGGCAUAUUAGGUGCACAAUAAAUAUAGUUAGAAUGAAUGA
Messenger RNA from Sciurus carolinensis (gray squirrel), 2993 nucleotides. Its product is annotated as KIAA1143 ortholog. The coding region runs from base 49 to 516 and encodes 155 amino acids. NCBI's taxonomy places the organism in Eukaryota, Metazoa, Chordata, Mammalia, Rodentia, Sciuridae. The record is from RefSeq and is a predicted model, not a curated record. The transcript has 3 exons.